Messenger RNA from Callorhinchus milii (elephant shark), 3480 nucleotides. RefSeq names its product PDLIM1 interacting kinase 1 like (gene pdik1l). The record is from RefSeq and is a predicted model, not a curated record. Bases 281 to 1336 code for a protein of 351 amino acids. The transcript has 3 exons. Gene Ontology annotation, cellular component: cytoplasm; autophagosome. Gene Ontology annotation, biological process: protein autophosphorylation; peptidyl-serine phosphorylation; positive regulation of autophagy. Gene Ontology annotation, molecular function: protein serine/threonine kinase activity; ATP binding. Lineage: Eukaryota; Metazoa; Chordata; Chondrichthyes; Chimaeriformes; Callorhinchidae.
UGCUAGAAGGUAAGAGUCAUCUGUGGCUUCAACUUCUGCCUUUUGACGUAGUAAAGCAGUAUGACUACAUACAAUAGUGUCUGAUCUCUGCACUAAUGGGGACUGGCCCCACCUUUGUGGCAGUGAAUACAAUACAAUAGUGGGUGGGUUGUGUCUUGUAAUGGAAUACCUUGUUUUUACCUUUUGAGUCCUGUGAGACUGUUUGUGUUCAGCAUGUUUGGAGACUGGAAGUUGUACAGUGCCACAGGAGACCUUGACCUAAUUCUCAGAGAGGAUAGCGAUGAGAGCCCAAGUAAGUUCCGAAUUGUCCAUGGCGAGUAGAGAGCCAAAGUACAGCUUGGUGCGUGAGUUGGGUCGAGGCAGUUAUGGUGUAGUGUAUGAAGCAGUGGUAAGAAAAACAGGGGCACGGGUUGCAGUGAAGAAAAUUCGUUGCCACGCCCCAGAAAAUGUGGAACUGGCCUUGCAGGAAUUCUGGGCUUUGAGCAGCAUCAAAAGCCUUCAUCCUAAUGUGAUCCAUCUGGAAGAGUGUAUCCUGCAGAAAGAUGGGAUGCUACAGAAGAUGAUCCAUGGCUCCAGCUCAUCUCAUUACCUCAAGCUGGUAGAGACUUCAUUGAAAGGGGAACUCAGCUUUGACUCCAGAAGCGCUUACUAUCUCUGGCUUGUCAUGGAUUUCUGUGAUGGCGGGGACAUGAACGAAUAUCUGCUUUCUAGGAAACCCAAUCGCAGGACCAACACCAGCUUCAUGCUGCAGCUCAGUAGCGCCUUAGCCUUUUUACACAAAAACCAAAUUGUCCACCGGGACCUGAAGCCAGAUAACAUAUUGAUUACUCAGACUGGAUCCGAGGCUGCAGGAGGAGAACCUCUUCUAAAAGUGGCAGACUUUGGUCUGAGUAAAGUCUGUUCAGGCCUGGGAGCAGAGCAAAAGGAGCCAGUUAACUUAAACCGCUGCUGGCUUUCUACAGCUUGUGGGUCGGAUUUUUACAUGGCCCCAGAAGUUUGGGAAGGUCACUAUACAGCCAAAGCAGACAUCUUUGCAUUGGGUGUCAUCAUUUGGGCUAUGCUGGAGAGAAUUACAUUUAUAGAUUCAGAGACUAAGAAAGAACUGUUGGGAAGCUACGUCCGUCAGGGAUCAGAGAUUGUGCCUCUUGGUGAAGCAUUGCUGGAAAACCCCAAAAUGGAGCUUAAUAUCCCAGUGAAGAAAAAGUCAAUGAAUGCCGGAAUGAGGCAACUAAUUAAAGAAAUGCUGGCAGCAAAUCCACAAGACAGACCCGAUGCCUUUGAACUGGAACUGAGAAUCUGUAAAAUCACAUGCAGAGAGUGCAGCCGGACUGCGUAAGUCUCUAUCUGUCAAAUUCUGAAGUGUUCAGGGCCGGCUCUGAUCCUUCUGAGCUUUGCCAGGUUUUAACUGUGUUUCAGGCAAAUCCUUUCUUCCUAAUCUCCCACCAAAAAGCAAGUGUAAAUGCAAAUUCUGACUGGUCCAACAGAUGAUCUGCAGCUUCUAAAAACUGGUGCUUCUUGGACCUAUAUUCUGUUCCACUCCCUAUAUUACUGAGGGCAUUUGCCAGAUACCAGCUGACUAGUUGAACCUUGAUUUGUCUAGCAAAUCACGUGCCAAAUUUGUUGGCAGUUAAACCACUUUAUGAUGAAAUGAGAUGCUGCAGGAAAAUGUGUGGUCUGGUUGGGUCGGAAUGACACUUGUUAGGCUAAGGUUGUAGCUGAGAAAUGAUCCAAACUGUUGCAAAUUAUCUGAAAUAUGACUGGGGAUAUCUAACUUUUUCACCAGUGUAAAGUUCCCUUUUACCCUCUCGAUUUUUCUUCCCCAAAUACAUAUAUUAUAAACAACCGGAAUAUUGUUAUAAAUUGACAGCAAUGCUCUUUUGAAAAAGGAUAAUAGAUGCCCAUUAAGAUUUUUUUAUUCAGCUCUUUUCUACUUUUUUCACUUAGGAUUCCAAGUCCAGGCAUUUCCUGAAACAUAGCAUGUUUUAGUUGGGUGUGGAAUUGUUUGGACUGUGGGCUUUUUCACAUCUGAAUCUGCCACCAUUAGACAUGUUUGUCAGUUGAACUGACUUGUAAUUAGUAACUCAGCUGUAUUGGAGGAAAAAAACAUUAAGCAACUUUCUAGAAUCCAAUGCAAUUUUGAUAUAAGCUGUUGUUAUCAAUAAAAGACGUUCAAAGUUUAAGUGUUUCAAAGGAUGAAUGUGACCUCUUGGGAUCCAGGUCCAAAUUUCUACUUGCUCCUGGGAGUUUAUUAUGCUUCUGGAGCCUGGAACUUUGUAAAUGAGCGAGCUCUUUCUUACUUACUCACUCUGUCCAUCCCAAAUGUGAAACCCUACCUUUUUUUUCUCCUCUCUGUGGUAUUGGUUACUAAAGAUGAGGGCUUUCUAUUCAUUUUGCAAAUGGGGUAGUAAAAGUAACUGUCCUAUCAGACAGACAACUGGAACUUUCGACCUGAUGUUUCACAACAUAUUGAAGAAUUAUUAGAGAAAAUAACACUGUUCGUAGACUGGUAAGUAUAGAGAAAAUAGCCAUUUUCAUCAAUUGAUUAAAUAAAGAGUCAGCUUGGGUGUAUAGAGUGGAUUUUUAUUGGCUUCGCCUUGAGUGGACCUUAAAUUAGAAACUCAAUUUGCCUUGAUGUGUUCAGCUUUUCAUCAAAUUAAAAUAUAAUGGUUUGAUGAAAGAGUACAAUACAUCAGAGGUAAUCACUCCUUUAGUGUGUUGCUUAAGGGAAAUUCAAAUGACCUACAUAAAAGCGGAGUAUUAUGCACCUCAGAAAAUGGAGCACUGUAUUCUACUGCUGCUGUUUAACAUUCCAGAAGCUCUGGAUUCUGAAAGAACUGAUGCUCUCACUGCAUUGUGCCGUGAAGAUGCAAUUUUUAUUCAAACAUAAGCUCAGGAUUGCACUUCCAUUAGUAUUCCUAUCAAGUUAAAUUGAGGAGCUCAGUGGUUAGAGCACUUGCCUCGCAAGUGCGAGACCUGGCUUUGAUUCCCAGCAGGGCGAAACGUUGGGCAAAUUUCCUUACUGUACGUGCCUCUGUUUACCUAGCAGUAAGUAGGAACCCGGUUGUUAGUCGAUUGGCGGAUUGCUUGUCUGGGGUAAUAAUUCCUUUUUUUUUAAACAUUGGUCACUCAAUCCACGACUCUUUGUGGAACACUGCUGUGGGCAAUUGGCUGGUAUAUUUCACCCACAAAAUAUACAGUCAAUUCACUUUACAGUAUAUUCUGUGAAGCACUUUGAGAUGUCUUGAAGACAGGAUAAGGCGCUAUAUCAAAUGCAAGGAUUAUUAUUAUAUUGUUACAUCUGGCUGCAGAUUUAGUUGUUAAUUCAAAGAAAGUAAAUUCAAGGCACUACUUUAAGUGGGUUACCUUCUACUUUAACGAGAUAAACUUGUAUUAAACUGUAAACUUUAUUGUGUGACAUUUGUAAGAUUGUGUAACUUAUUCCUGUUGUAAUAUGUAUAAAUAAAAUUCUAUGAAAAAUAA